GGGGACGCGCUGCCGCCGCCGCCGCGUCCGCCCUUCACCCCCGGCUCUCGGGGCGCGCGGAGAGAAGGUAACCGCGCGUUGGCCCGCUGGUCGUCGAGCCCAGGGUCUCCACUCCUGGGCAGGAGAAGGACUGUCCACGUCUGAGGCACAUUUGGUGCCAUCUACGUCCUUGGUCAGAACAUCUGCAGCUCCUUCCACGGGACUGAGAGCCAGGCCUCGGGACAGACAAGCCAUGGACCCCCACAGCCUCAGCAUGUGAGGGCAGCACCUUAGCACAGAGGGGCAGCCUCCGUCCACCCUCUCCCACCAAGAAGGAGGGAGCUGAGAAGUGGACCCUUCACCUAGCCCAGCGCCCUCCCCAGGCCCCGGUGGGCAUGUACCAGCAGCUGUGAACAGCCAGAGCCGAUGCCGGGCCCCCAGGGGGCCGGAGGAGCCCCGGCCAUGAACCUGGGCAAGCUCUCACCCGUGGGCUGGGUGUCCAGCUCGCAGGGGAAGAAGCGACUGACCGCAGACAUGAUCAGCCCCCCACUUGGGGAUUUCCGCCACACCAUGCAUGUGGGCCUCGGCGGGGACGUCUUUGGUGACACCUCCUUCCUCAGCAACCAUGGUGGCGGCUCAGGGACCACCCACCGCUCGCCCCGGGGCUUCCUGGCCAAGAAGCUGCAGCUGGUGCGGAGGGUGGGGGCCCCGCCCCGGAGGAUGGCUUCUCCGCCCGCACCCUCACCUGCUCCACCGGCCAUCUCCCCCAUCAUCAAGAAUGCCAUCUCCCUGCCUCAGCUCAACCAGGCGGCCUAUGACAGCCUCGUGGUGGGCAAGCUCAGCUUUGACCGCAGCCCUGGCAGCUCCACGGACGGCCACUCUGCUUACGGAGUGGACUCCGGGUUCUGCACCAUCUCCCGCCUGCCUCGCCCAGAAAAGCCUCGUGACCGAGACCGUGAUAGCUCCUUCCCCGCUGAGCCUGAGCUUCGACGCUCUGACUCCCUCCUGUCCUUCCGCCUGGACCUCGACCUUGGGCCCUCCCUCCUCACUGAGCUCCUGGGGGCCAUGAGCCUCUCAGAAGGCUCUGCCGCGGAGACCCCAGCCCCGGCUCCUGCUGCAAGUCCCCCAGCCUCUGUUGCAAACCCGCCGGCCCCUGCCUCAAGCCCCUCACCUCGUGGACGCUGCCCCAAUGGGGUAACCACCAGGUUGGGCCCAGUGGCCGAGGCAAGGGCCAGUGCAGUGGGAGAGGGCCCCCGUGUGCCUGCUGGUGAGGGCCCCGGCAGGCACUGGGGAGCUGUCUCGGGUGGCAGCCAAAGCUGCCGCCACUACACUGAGGUGGAUGCUCCGGGCGAGGGGGUGGGGGCGUUGUCCCAGGCUCGGGCCUCCUGGGGGAGCCUGGACGAAGAGUGGGGGGCAUCCCAGGCAGGCAGCAGGACCCCCGUGCCCAGCACAGUGCAGGCCAACACCUUUGAGUUUGCUGAUGCUGAGGAAGACGACGAGGUCAAGGUGUGAUUGGCUGGGCACGGGCUGAGAACCCUGGCCAGCCUCCGGGCACCGCCUGCGGGGAGCCCAGGUGCAGCCCCAGCCCCUGGCGGCUGGGUCUUGCCAAUGACAGACCCCUCCACACCUCUGCUGGACAGACAUGGGAGGGAGGCCAGGGGAGACCAGGCUUGUUCUGGGACCUGGGUGUUCCCCUCGUCCCUGCUCGGCCACUCCGCCUCCCUCCACUGCCACACCGGACCUCUGGACCUCUGGACCCAGUAGCCAUUCCCUGGGCCCACCUUCCGCCCCAGGCCCCCCACCCGCUGGAAGGCCCAGCCUCACAGUGCAGCCUUUGUGUUGGGAAAGCUGCCCUUGCUGGGUGGGGGUGGGGAGCCUGCCACAUAGUGCCUUUGUCUUCUCUCCCAAAGGGACCCUCGGCCCCAGCUCAUCCUGGAGUUGCCCCCAGCAGGGUCCCUCCUGCCUGAGAGCCCCCAAGGCUGCCUCCGCAACAUUCCCACCACCAGCCCCAUGUCCCAAAAGCCUCAGAAAAGUCAGGUGUGACCUCACUGGGAGGGGGGAGGGUCCCACCUUCCCGUGCACCCCAGACCUGCCUCUGGGUCCUGAUUAAAAAGGCUUUUUUUGAU
Molecule: messenger RNA, 2105 nt
Organism: Cervus elaphus (red deer)
Lineage: Eukaryota; Metazoa; Chordata; Mammalia; Artiodactyla; Cervidae
Product: cdc42 effector protein 1-like
Exons: 1
Coding region: 406-1491 (361 amino acids)
Source: RefSeq, a predicted model, not a curated record